CCUUCCACAGCACUCUGAGGCGUGGUUUUUGGGGGGAAGAAAUAGCACAGUUGGCACACAAAACAGAUGGGAAUUAAGAAUGUUGGAGACCUGCCAGACAUCCUGGCUGGCUUGGUACUGAUGGACAUUCAUUGAGUGCUGUACUGAGCGUUUAACAUGCACUGUCCUGUGUCGCCCUAGUGACGGCAUGGUAGGGUAACUCUAUGCUGCCAUGUUUAUCAGGUUAGGACAAAAGGCACAGAGAGGUUAAGUAACCAGGGUGAGGCUGCAGAGUACAGGAGAGUCCCGGUGAUGAUUUGAAUUCAGGCCUCUGUGACAGGUUCCCUCCCUCAUCUUUUGUCAUUGAUCCUUUGACUUCAGGUAGAACGUAGCUUGAGCAUCUCCUGUGAGUAUCUUCCAGCCCAGAGCCAGUGACAAGCUGUGAAAAGCUGAGACCCAUGCCCCAGAUGGCAGAGAAUAAAGACCCCAUUCAGCUUCGGCUGCUCAGCCUGGGGCUGCUGAAGCAGCUGUGGGCUGGGCACGAUGCCAUGUGUCGGUCAGUGGCCAGAGCAGCGUCAGAGUCAAACCUGGACUAUAACAGCAGCGGCAACUUAGAGAUGCCACUGUCACAAAAGAGUUCCUCCAGCUCCUCGAUGGCCCCGAGCUCACAGGACAAAAGACAGGAGUGGGACCCACUGGACAGUCACCGAGGAGCCACAUCUGAUAGGUCUUUCUAUGGUAAGGACAGCUACAGGCUGAACUCUUUACCAUCUGCCACGUGCCAACACCAGGAGCCCCAGGAUGAACGGCAGCCUCCCUCAGUACCCUUGCUAGCCACUGAAGGUCUGAAGAGGCCACCAAAAGGUCUGGGACUUCACGAGACACAGGUUCCAAAGUCCAUGCUGUCACAACCAAGCAAGCCAUCUAAGCCCAAAGUGACCUUCUCCCAAGAGUCUGCAAUGCCUGAGAGCAGGUGGCGCUUCCGGCCAUACCUGGGCUAUGAUUGGAUUGCAGGGUCCCUGGACACUAGUUCUCCCGUCACCAGCGAGCCCGAGGCCUUCUUCUCCAUGCUUCAGAGGUUCCGAGAAGCCAACAGAGAGGAUUGCGUCUGCGACUCCCCUGAAGCUGUGUUCCCAGGCCUGCAGGAGAGCAGUGGUGUGGAAGAGAGCCACCAGUGUGUGUACUGUUACCGUGUCAACCGGCGCCUGUUUCCUGUGCCAGUGGAUCCAGGUACCCCUUGCCGCCUAUGUGGGAUACCCCGGGACCAACAGGGACCUGAGACUCUGGCGGAGCCCGCGCAGGUUAGGGUGAGCAUCCCCUUGUCCAUCCUGGAGCCCCCACACCGCUAUCGAAUUCAUCGACGGAAAAGCUUUGAUGCCUCUGACACCCUGGCUCUGCCUCGGCACUGUCUGCUAGGCUGGGAUAUCUUCCCUCCAAAGCCUGAGAAAAGCUGUGUCCCCAAGAGUCUUGACCUCUGGUCCUCUGUCUCCUGUGGAGCGCGGCGCCGACAUCUGUCAGCCACCAGCCCAUCCCGCCUGGCCUUGCCAGCACAGGUCCCACCACCAAUCUGGUCAGAGCCUCAGGUUUCCCAGCUCCGUCCCGCCCAUUAGAAGCCCUGCGGACUGACCACUCAGAAGGGAACAGUAUUCUACCUGUGUCAUCAACCUCCCCUGAGGAGGCAGCACCUGAGAGAUGGAGGGAUGCCCCUACAAUGAGGCUGAAACCUGUCAAGACAGAAGUGGCUGUGCUGUUGGGAUGGGAGGGUCCAGGCCUGGCGCUGGCCCAUCCUUCCUUCUCCUGGGGUAGGAACUCAAGGGUGGAGGGGGCGGAGACUCUGCCAGUAGUAUGCAAAUAAAACUCAGGGCCCUAUGCUUCCCGUCCCCACAUAGCUUGCCUUUCCUGCUGGUCCCCUUGAUGUCCAGGUGUCCUGGUCCCAACUGGCUUCACUUUGCCUAAGGGAGACACUGGCUACCUGGAGGCGAGCACCCAGUGAGCACCCAUUACUUGGAGUGUGGCUUCUUUUUUGUAUACUUUUUGCCAUAGAGUCUCACAUGGCCUAGGCUGGCCUGGAACUCACAAUCCAAGGAUGACCUUGAACGGCUCCAAUCCUCCUGCCUCC
Messenger RNA from Microtus ochrogaster (prairie vole), 2098 nucleotides. It is a transcript of the gene Miip, whose product is annotated as migration and invasion inhibitory protein. Gene Ontology annotation, biological process: negative regulation of G2/M transition of mitotic cell cycle; negative regulation of cell migration. The record is from RefSeq and is a predicted model, not a curated record. NCBI's taxonomy places the organism in Eukaryota, Metazoa, Chordata, Mammalia, Rodentia, Cricetidae.